AUGGCCCCAAUUCCCGACUGGAUCCACGGAGUCCUUCACAAUCAACAAGUGAUCGCCUCAGAUGCCAGCUUCUCCGAAAAGGCCAUCGUUCUCCUCGUCGUGGGACACAUCCUGGUCCUCUACACGGUCUUAUGUUGGCUCGGAGCUAGCACGAUCACUGGUGAACCCCAUCAUGAAUACCCGUCCUUCCAAAUGUGGAGCUUCAAGCUAAGAAUACCAUGCACAGCAGCAGACAGCGGCGAUCAUCGAACGGCCGAGUGCCUCGAGGGCCAGUACGAGCUCGAGCUGCGAGAGGCGAGCAGCUCCAACGUCAAACACGGCCCGAGCACCUUCAGCCUGCAUACCUGCAUAUUUAAUGACAAGUGA
This is a messenger RNA of Penicillium daleae, 366 nucleotides long. RefSeq lists its product as uncharacterized. The transcript has a single exon. The coding region runs from base 1 to 366 and encodes 121 amino acids. NCBI's taxonomy places the organism in Eukaryota, Fungi, Ascomycota, Eurotiomycetes, Eurotiales, Aspergillaceae. The record is from RefSeq and is a predicted model, not a curated record.